UGUCGUCGCUGUCAGCAGGUGCAAUCGUGGUCAUUGCUGUGGGGUGCUUUGCCGGGUUCACUCUGCUCACUGCUGUGCUCGCCUGGCUACUGUGGCCCCGUGGACAAAGGAAGUGGGAGGGGCUGGACCUGUGCGAGCAGUUCACACUGCAGCAGCUGGUGAAGGCCACGGACAACUGGGCGCCUGAGAACGUGCUGGGGAAGGGCGGGUUUGGCACCGUGUACAAGGGGUGCUCGCCGCAGGGGCUGCCGUGGGCAGUGAAGCGCUCCACUGUCAUGACCAACGACUUUGAGACCGAGGUGCGCGCCAUGGCAUCGCUGCACCAUGUGAACCUGGUGCGCCUGCUGGGCUUCUGCCAGGACCAGAACGUGGAGACGGGCAAGCAGGAGCAGAUCCUCGUGUACGAGUUCGUGGCCAACCGAGACCUGCACCACCACAUCUACAAGACCAAGCACCCUCUCUCGCUGCGCCAAAGGCUGCGCCUGGCGCAAGGAGCAGCGGAGGGCCUGGCGUACCUGCAUGGGUUCGCGACGCCCAUCAUCCACCGCGACAUCAAGCCCGCCAACAUCAUGGUCUCAGCCGACAUGCACGCCAAGGUCGCCGAUUUUGGGCUGCUCAAGCAGCUCACUCACGGCGAUGCUCAUGCCACCAGAGUGGCGGGCACACCCGGCUAUGUGGACCCUGACUACAACCGCACUGGCGUCAUCACGGCCAAGAGCGAUGUCUACAGCUUCGGCAUUGUGCUCCUGGAGUUGCUGAGUGGAAGGCCACCCAUGUCUCACCGUGGAACACAUAUGAAGAUCUGG
Molecule: messenger RNA, 806 nt
Organism: Closterium sp. Naga37s-1
Lineage: Eukaryota; Viridiplantae; Streptophyta; Zygnematophyceae; Desmidiales; Closteriaceae
Source: the annotation of a GenBank genome assembly